GUGAGACAGAGCGAUCUGAGCUCUAAACGAGUAGUAACAGCGGCACCAACUACUCCCUGCAACUAACUACUCCCUGCAACUAACUACUCCCUGCAACACCAACUACUCCCUGCAACACCAACUACUCCCUGCAACACCAACUACUCCCUGCAGAACCAACUACUCCCUGCAGAACCAACUACUCCCUGCAACUAACUACUCCCUGCAGAACCAACUACUCCCUGCAGAACCAACUACUCCCUGCAACUACUCCCUGCAACUACUCCCUGCAACUACUCCCUGCAGAACCGACACAGUGACUGCUUUUUACUCUGGUCCAGAGACUGCACAAACCCCCGGAGACUGCACAAACCCCCGGAGACUGCACAAACCCCCGGAGACUGCUCCCAGGACAGGGCUGGCACUUGGGCACCACUGGCAUUGCGGCCCCGCAGGAUAAUUGUGUCCCUGACUGGAUCCGCCUCCCGGCAGAGCUGGCACAUGGCAGACUGAGCACCUUGGGAUCAUAACUACCAGAGGGCACUUUGUGACAGUCCGGGGGAGGAGUCGGGGGAUCGGGGAGUCAGGGAAGCGCAGACAUGGUGGACACUGAGAUGCCAUUUUGGUCGAGUUUGAGCUUUGGGAUGAACGCCAUGGAGGCCCUGGAGGAGCACUGCCAGCCCUACGACAUUAAGCCAUUCGCCACCGUAGACUUUUCCAGCAUUAACUCUCACUAUGAGGAUAUUCUGGAUGAGAAGACUUUCCUCUGCCGCGGCGAGCAGUCGCCCAUUGACUAUAAGUACGACCUGAAGCUACAGGAAUGCCAAAGUUCCAUAAAGCUGGAGCCCCCGUCCCCACCUUAUUUUUCCGACAAAACGCAGUUCAGUAAAGGCCUGGAAGAUGCCCCAAAUUCCUUCAUAGCUAUUGAAUGCAGAGUUUGUGGGGACAAAGCCUCCGGGUUCCACUAUGGCGUCCACGCAUGUGAAGGUUGCAAGGGGUUUUUCAGAAGAACCAUCAGGUUGAAGUUAAUUUAUGAAAGGUGCGACCUGAAUUGCCGGAUUCACAAGAAAAGCCGAAAUAAAUGUCAGUUCUGCCGGUUCCAGAAGUGCCUGUCGGUCGGCAUGUCCCAUAACGCCAUCAGGUUCGGGCGGAUGCCGCAGGCGGAGAAGGAGAAGCUAUUGGCUGAGAUCUCCAGCGACAUCGACCAGUUGAACCCGGAAUCGGCCGAUCAGCGCGUCCUGGCCAAGCACUUGUACGACUCCUACCUGAAGUCCUUCCCAUUGACCAAAGCCAAGGCGAGGGCCAUCCUGACCGGCAGGGCCACCGACAAAUCCCCGGUGGUUAUAUACGACAUGAACUCGCUGAUGAUGGGGGAAGACCAGAUCAAGGGGCAGUGCCAGGCGCCGGAGCAGAACAAGGAGGUGGCGAUUCGCAUCUUUCAGCGCUGCCAGUCGCGCUCCGUGGAGGCCGUUCGGGAGAUCACGGAAUUCGCCAAGAACAUCCCGGGAUUCGUCAGCCUCGACCUCAACGACCAGGUGACCCUCCUGAAAUACGGGGUGCACGAGAUCAUCUUCACCAUGUUGGCGUCGCUCAUGAACAAAGACGGGGUGCUCAUUGCCGAGGGGCAGGGCUUCAUGACCCGCGAGUUCCUCAAGAGCCUGCGCAAACCCUUCUCCGACUUCAUGGAGCCCAAGUUCGAAUUCGCCAUUCGCUUCAACGGCCUCGAACUCGACGACAGCGACUUGGCGAUAUUUAUAGCAGUUAUUAUCCUUAGCGGAGACCGGCCGGGGCUGCUGAACGUGGGGCCCAUAGAGGAGAUACAGGGGAGUCUGUUACAGGCGCUGGAGCUGCAGCUCAAACUCAACCACCCGGACUCGGCGCAACUCUUCGCGAAGCUGCUGCAGAAGAUGACGGACCUGCGCCAGGUGGUGACUGAGCACGUGCAGCUGCUGCAGCUCAUAAAGAAGACGGAGGCGGACAUGUGCCUGCACCCCCUCUUACAGGAGAUCUACAAAGACUUAUACUGAGCCCCCCCAAACCCAGACGCACUCGCCCCCAUUUGCACUAUUUCUAUAUGGGAAACGCAACGAUGCUGCAGAGCCACGCCCACAGCGCCUUAUUGGCUCCUCAGGAUUCUGACUCUCGGAGAUUGGAUCUGACACCUGGGGGGGCAACAAUAUGCAAACGUCCUACUUUCUACAAAGGUUUAUAGAAGCCCCCAUGCAAUUAAAUGUCUCGUUAUUAAAUGUCUCGUUAUUAAAUGUCUCGUUAUUAAAUGUCUCGUUAUUAAAUGCUCGUUUUUA
Messenger RNA from Xenopus tropicalis (tropical clawed frog), 2282 nucleotides. RefSeq names its product peroxisome proliferator activated receptor gamma (gene pparg). Gene Ontology annotation, biological process: DNA-templated transcription; regulation of DNA-templated transcription; intracellular receptor signaling pathway. The transcript is spliced from 7 exons. Gene Ontology annotation, molecular function: sequence-specific DNA binding; zinc ion binding; DNA binding. The record is from RefSeq and is a predicted model, not a curated record. Gene Ontology annotation, cellular component: cytoplasm; nucleus. The coding region runs from base 579 to 2006 and encodes 475 amino acids. Lineage: Eukaryota; Metazoa; Chordata; Amphibia; Anura; Pipidae.